AUGGAAAUUCUCACCACUUCGAUCACAAACGCCUCCAUUGUUAGACCAGUGGGAUUUUACAUAGUCGCAUACACAUACUUAAAGUUUACUGUAUUAUAUUCAAUUUUCCUCACUGUUAUUUAUGUUGUAACAAUUUUGUCCAACUCCUUUAUCCUUACAAUUAUAUGGAUUGAUCAUCGCCUCCACACGCCAAAGUACAUUGCCGUGGCUAAUCUGGCGAUCGUCGACUUGGUUCUCAGUACAACACUUAUUCCUACAAUGAUCAAGGUAUUUUUCACGAAAGAUAACUUUAUUUCUUACAAUGAAUGUUUGACACAGAUGUUUUUUUAUUACUAUUUUGCCUCGCUAGAGUCAUUUUCCCUGACUGUACUUGCAUAUGACAGGUUAAUUGCAAUAUGUUUCCCACUGAGACAGAGCUCGAUCAACACAGUCAGUGUCAUGAUCAGUAUUCUACUGACUAUAUGGUUGGUUUGUCUAAGCAUUGUUUUGUUCGCAGUUAUAAUCAUGACCAGGCUGUCUUACUGUAAUUCCGUCAAAGUGUACAGCCACUUUUGUGCCUACACCCCAAUGUACAGACUAGCUUGCAACGAUAACACAUUGCAGAUUUUCACUGCCUCUUCUCUGAGUUUAAUUAUUGUGUUUGUGCCCCUUAGUUUAAUCGUGAUAUCAUACGUCGUUAUUUUGACAGCAGUGUUUAGAAUGAAAAAGGUAGACAGCAGGUACAAAGCACUCCUAACUUGCACAGAACAUCUUGUUCUAGUAGCGCUUUUCUAUGUGCCGAUGUUGUUUGUGUACAUCAUUGAAUUUUUCUUAUUUCGCCUCGAUUCUGAUGUCAGGAUGGUGAACCUGUCGUUAGCCGCAUGCACCCCACCCUGUCUGAACCCCAUUGUGUAUUCCCUGGCAACCAAAGAAAUAAAGAGCAGAAUACUGGCUAUGCUACGUAAUGUGAAGGUAGCAGUCUGGUCAGGGCAGGUGUAG
This is a messenger RNA of Conger conger (European conger), 978 nucleotides long. Its product is annotated as olfactory receptor 52B2-like. The record is from RefSeq and is a predicted model, not a curated record. Gene Ontology annotation, molecular function: G protein-coupled receptor activity; olfactory receptor activity. NCBI's taxonomy places the organism in Eukaryota, Metazoa, Chordata, Actinopteri, Anguilliformes, Congridae. The coding region runs from base 1 to 978 and encodes 325 amino acids. Gene Ontology annotation, biological process: G protein-coupled receptor signaling pathway. Gene Ontology annotation, cellular component: membrane. The transcript has a single exon.